GAUAAAGAUUUAUAUUGGACAGAGUUUUGCCGACAAACAGAAACAGACAGACAAACAGAGAUCAGAAUUUACAAACAAGAAUCUGAGCAUCACACCUGAAGUCACCGAUCACAGUGUCCAGCAUAAGGAAAGCAGUAAUGUUUCUACCAUUCAGCGUUGAUUCAGCCCCCAUGACAAACCAGCAGAAUCAGUGGACCCCAGGACCUUCGUUCUCCUCGUACCACUACACUUACAACACCAAACCAAAUGCAGGCUACAGCAAUCAGUCGUCCCUGUGGCCCUGGCCAUGCACUCAAUUGAAGGUUCAAAGCCACCUGGAGAACUCCAAGUACAACCUUCACCAGGCCCACCAAGUCAAACAAUAUUUGACUUUGGGCAACAAGCACGCCAGCCAGGCCCACCAGGUCGCCCACCCUCACCCGGGCCAAGCCCUGGGCACAGUGCCCGUCAUGCGCAAUGGACACAUGCCACCCAUGACCGACGGCAGCACGCCGGGGAGUCCCGUCACCCUGCUCACGCUGGCUAACAAUCACGAAAGCGAGUUUCCAAUGGAUGAAGUUAUUGAUGAUCUCAUUAGCUUUGAAAGCGGAUUCAAAGAUGGGGGUUUGGAUUGCAUGGAGCCAGGCAUCAUGAUGCAAAACAACGUGUCCCUGGACAGCAGCAUUCUGGAGAUGUACGGCGGUGACCAAGGUAUGACCGCCUCUCACGCUGGGCUGACAACCCCCUCAUGCCCCACAAAGAUCUCAAUUAAAAGUGAAUUCAAAGAACCUGAUACAAGAGUCAUGGCCAAAGAAAGACAGAAAAAAGACAAUCAUAACCUAAUUGAAAGACGGCGACGAUACAACAUCAACUACAGAAUCAAGGAGCUUGGAACGCUGAUUCCCAAAUCAAAUGAUCCUGAUAUGCGCUGGAACAAAGGGACGAUUCUCAAGGCCUCGGUGGAAUACAUUAAGUGGCUACAAAAAGAACAGCAGCACGCCCGCGAUCUGGAGAGCCGACAGAAGAAACUGGAACAGGCCAACAGAAGACUUCUGCUACGAAUCCAGGAACUCGAGAUCCAGGCUCGUGCCCACGGCCUGCCCAGUAUGGCCACUUCAAUGGGAGCUGUGGAGGUUUCACCUCAUCUCCUAAAGCAGCACCAGACCCAAGUGACCAUCCAGGCGCCCACUCAGCCCGCUCCGCCACCCCUUUACCCUCAGGAUGACCUAAGCAACCCUGAAUACGUCCAGCGGGCACAAUUGGUCGUUGGAAACGGCGGAGAACCGAACGACGGCUCCACCACCUUCUCCGCCCCUCUGUCUCAUUUCACCGACUUCUUCAGCAGCAGCCUAAAAGAAGAACAACGACUAGAUGAGAUUCUGAUGGACGGCUCUCUAUCGCCUUUCGGCACAGACCCGCUUCUGUCCGCUGGGUCGCCCUCCGUGUCCAAAGAGAGCAGCCGAAGAAGCAGUUUCAGCUCAGAGGAGGCAGACGAACUCUGACCGUCCGUAGACGACCUCGUAUGUUUUUAAUGAAGUGUAACUGACCUCCCGUUUUCCAUUGGAUUACAGAGAUGAUGGACGACACGGCCAUCUUAUGCCAAUGUUGAGUCAGACACAUCAAAAAAGGGAGAUUGACUGAUCUACUGACAUUGAUCUACUGUACAGCCAGUUGAAGUGUAUGCAGACAAAAAAAAACACUGGUUACAUACAUACACUGGAUUAUUAAAUGUAUAUUUCUAAAAAAACAAAUGGCAUUGUUAAUAUGGACCAGUUAGGGAUCUUUUGUGCCUUAUCUUACGCUGGCUAACUUUUAUACUUUUGACACUGGACGCAAUGCAAAUUUUAUUUUACCUAACAUUUUUCUAUGUUUUUAAUACAUAAUGUAUUUUUCCAGAAACAUAUUCGCUCAUGUAUUUAUGUUUGUAAUCCCUGCAUUUUGUACAAUAAAAAAUAAAUACAAAAAUGACAACGUUACCAAAUCUUAAAGAACAAGUUACCGAAUACCCUAAUAAGUCCCUUGGGGUCAAUCUUACCCCCAAGCCACUUUUAUUUAUUUAAAAAACAUGGUUCCCUUCAUCUCAGUGGAAUAAGAUUUGUGACUUUUCCAGAUUAUCUGUCAAGAUUCAUAUAAAAAACUGGG
This is a messenger RNA of Misgurnus anguillicaudatus (oriental weatherfish), 2121 nucleotides long. It is a transcript of the gene tfec, whose product is annotated as transcription factor EC. Gene Ontology annotation, cellular component: nucleus. Gene Ontology annotation, molecular function: RNA polymerase II cis-regulatory region sequence-specific DNA binding; protein dimerization activity; DNA-binding transcription factor activity, RNA polymerase II-specific. Lineage: Eukaryota; Metazoa; Chordata; Actinopteri; Cypriniformes; Cobitidae. Gene Ontology annotation, biological process: regulation of transcription by RNA polymerase II. The record is from RefSeq and is a predicted model, not a curated record.